Penicillium cosmopolitanum is the source of this 246-nucleotide messenger RNA. RefSeq lists its product as uncharacterized. The coding region runs from base 1 to 246 and encodes 81 amino acids. The record is from RefSeq and is a predicted model, not a curated record. The transcript has a single exon. Lineage: Eukaryota; Fungi; Ascomycota; Eurotiomycetes; Eurotiales; Aspergillaceae.
AUGGCCAUCAACAAGACCAGCAUUGUAAACCUUGGAAGUAGGCGCACAGACAGAGGCAGUGACAUAGGCACUGGCACUGGCAUGGUGACUGACGUCCGUAGCGAAUGUUGUGCCGAAACUCUGAAACUCCGAAACUCCGACGCACGCGAGCCCGCGGUCAGUGAGCGAGUAUCACACCGACAGGGCUGCACCGCUAAACUGCCGACAUCGUCAGUUCUUUUUCCCGUUCUUGUGGUCGAGGGCUGA